Phytophthora infestans T30-4 is the source of this 663-nucleotide messenger RNA. RefSeq names its product secreted RxLR effector peptide protein, putative. The record is from RefSeq and is a predicted model, not a curated record. Lineage: Eukaryota; Oomycota; Peronosporomycetes; Peronosporales; Peronosporaceae. Bases 1 to 663 code for a protein of 220 amino acids. The transcript has a single exon.
AUGAUGACAAUCACGGUCAGCCAGACCUUGCGAGGUCGGGUUCUCGUUCUGCUGUUUGCUGUCGUCUUAGUACUAGAAACCGUCGCUACUGCCUCGGACUCAAAGAGAGUCUCAGUAGAUCUCUCGAAUUUCGCUCGUCCACAGUCUGACAAACAAGAGAUUGACGCAAGGCUACUGACAUCUCAUGAUCAAGGGGAUAAACACGAAGAAGAAGAGAGAAUGGACACUGUGAAGAUUUCGCAGCUAAUAGGGGGCAGGCAAACCGCUGGUGAAGCUUUCAAGCUCCUAAAGUUGGACGACGGGAUGGAAAAGCUUCUCUCCAACCCGAAUUUUCGCACGUUCAUGGGGUUCAUAGACGACUACAAUGUGCAAAACCCUGGCAAUGGAGCAACAGUGAUUAAGUCGGUCACAGCGACGUACGGAGACGACGUUGCGGCCGCGGUGCUUCAACGAGCGACGAAGGUUUCGGCUACAAAAGUCACGGCGGAGAAGCUACUGGGUGACCUGAGGGUCCUGUGGCUGACCGAUAAACGCUCCCCACUCGACGUGUUCAAGCUGCUGAAACUUGACGACGUCGCCACCAAUCCUCUCGACAACGCAGCUCUCGACGCUUGGGAGUCGUACUUGAACCUUUUCAACUACGUGAACCGUGAAAGUGGCUAG